AGGGCGGACCCGCCGGGGAUCGAGGCCUGCCCCUCCGAGAGCUCCUGGCGCGGCCGUCCCGGCCCGGGGCCCCAGGUGCGCUUCGCCUAGAGAGGGAUUUUCCGGUCUCGUGGACAGAGGAACAACCAGGAACUCGGGCUCAGUCUCCACCCCAAAGUGGGGCGGAUCCGUCCCGGAUAAGACCCGCUGUCUGGCCCUGAGCAGGGUGUGACCUCCGCAGCCGCAGAGGAGGAGCGCAGCCCGGCCUCGCCAUAGCUCCAGACAUUGUGUCCUGACAUCAUCCAGGGCCAGGAGAAAGGGGGAAUUUGGCUGGCUGACUCUGUCUUUUUCGCCUGGAGGAACUCCAAAGCAUCUUAGCAGAAGAACUUCUGCUUGAGUGGCUGAACUCUGAUCUUGACCUAGAGUCAUGGCCAUGGCAACCAAAGGAGGUACUGUCAAAGCUGCUUCAGGAUUCAACGCCAUGGAAGAUGCCCAGACCCUGAGGAAGGCCAUGAAAGGGCUCGGCACCGAUGAAGACGCCAUUAUUAGCGUCCUUGCCUACCGCAACACUGCCCAGCGUCAGGAGAUCAGGACGGCCUACAAGAGCUCCAUCGGCAGGGACUUGAUAGACGACCUGAAGUCAGAACUGAGUGGCAACUUCGAGCAGGUGAUUGUGGGGAUGAUGACGCCCACAGUGCUGUAUGACGUGCAAGAGCUGCGAAGGGCCAUGAAGGGAGCCGGCACUGAUGAGGGCUGCCUAAUUGAGAUCCUGGCCUCGCGGACCCCUGAGGAGAUCCGGCGCAUAAGCCAAACCUACCAGCAGCAAUAUGGACGGAGCCUUGAAGAUGACAUUCGCUCUGACACAUCGUUCAUGUUCCAGCGAGUGCUGGUGUCUCUGUCAGCUGGUGGGAGGGAUGAAGGAAAUUAUCUGGACGAUGCUCUCAUGAGACAGGAUGCCCAGGACCUAUAUGAGGCUGGAGAGAAGAAAUGGGGGACAGAUGAGGUGAAAUUUCUAACUGUUCUCUGUUCCCGGAACCGAAAUCACCUAUUGCAUGUGUUUGAUGAAUACAAAAGGAUAUCACAGAAGGAUAUUGAACAGAGUAUUAAAUCUGAAACAUCUGGUAGCUUUGAAGAUGCUCUGCUGGCUAUAGUAAAGUGCAUGAGGAACAAAUCUGCAUAUUUUGCUGAAAAGCUCUAUAAAUCGAUGAAGGGCUUGGGCACCGAUGAUAACACCCUCAUCAGAGUGAUGGUUUCUCGAGCAGAAAUUGACAUGUUGGAUAUCCGGGCACACUUCAAGAGACUCUAUGGAAAGUCUCUGUACUCGUUCAUCAAGGGUGACACAUCCGGAGACUACAGGAAAGUACUGCUUGUUCUCUGUGGAGGAGAUGAUUAAAAUAAAAAUCCCAGAAGGACAGGAGGAUUCUCAACACUUUGAAUUUUUUUAACUUCAUUUUUCUACACUGCUAUUAUCAUUAUCUCAGAAUGCUUAUUUCCAAUUAAAACGCCUACAGCUGCCUCCUAGGAUAUAGACUGUCUGUAUUAUUAUUCACCUAUAAUUAGUCAUUAUGAUGCUCCAAAGCUGUACUUGCAUUUCAAAGCUUAUAAGACAUAAAUGGAGAUUUAAAAAUAGAAAUAAAAAUGUAUUGUAUGUUUUUAAAAGAUUACCUUCUACUUUGUGUUUCACAGACAUUGAAUAUAUUAAAUUAUUCCAUAUUUUAUUUUCAGUGAAACAUUUUUUAAAUGGAAGACUGUUCUAAAAUCACUUUUUUCCCUAAUCCAAUUUUUAGAGUGGCUAGUAGUUUCUUCAUUUGAAAUUGUAAGCAUCCGGUUAGUAAGAAUGCCCAUCCAGUUUUCUAUAUUUCAUAGUCAAAGACUUGAAAGCAUCUACAAAUCUCUUUUCUUAGGUUUUGUCCAUAGCAUUAGUUGAUCCUUACUAAGUUUUUCAUGGGAGACUUCCUUCAUCACAUCUUAUGUUGAAAUCACUUUCUGUAGUCAAAGUAUACCAAAACCAAUUUAUCUGAACAAACUAAAUUCUAAAGUAUGGUUAUACAAACCAUAUACAUCUGGUUACCAAACAUAAAUGCCAAACAUUCCAUAUUAUUAUAGUUAAUGUCUUAAUCCAGCUUGCAAGUGAAUGGAAAAAAAAAUAAGCUUCAAACUAGGUAUUCUGGGAAUGAUGUAAUGCUCUGAAUUUAGUUUGAUAUAAAGAAAACUUUUUUGUGCUAAAAAUACUUUUAAAAAUCUUUUUCAAUUUUGUUGAUUGUAGUGAUUUCUAUUUGCACUGUGCCUUUCAACUCUAGAAACAUUCUGAAGAUGUACUUGGAUUUAAUUAAAAAGUUCAUUUUGUAAGAA
Molecule: messenger RNA, 2331 nt
Organism: Symphalangus syndactylus (siamang)
Lineage: Eukaryota; Metazoa; Chordata; Mammalia; Primates; Hylobatidae
Gene: ANXA4
Product: annexin A4
Biological process (GO): negative regulation of coagulation
Cellular component (GO): nucleus; cytoplasm; plasma membrane
Molecular function (GO): calcium ion binding; calcium-dependent phospholipid binding; phosphatidylserine binding
Source: RefSeq, a predicted model, not a curated record